Molecule: messenger RNA, 1479 nt
Organism: Bipolaris zeicola 26-R-13
Lineage: Eukaryota; Fungi; Ascomycota; Dothideomycetes; Pleosporales; Pleosporaceae
Exons: 6
Coding region: 1-1479 (492 amino acids)
Molecular function (GO): FAD binding
Source: RefSeq, a predicted model, not a curated record
AUGGAGCGACUGAUGCGGUACCCAGUCGCCGUCAUAGGCGGAGGCCCCGUGGGUCUUUCAUCCUCCAUCUUAUUAUACCUUCGUAAUAUUCCCCACGUGCUGUUCGAGCGCCAUCAUGGCACUUCAAUCCAUCCAAAAGCAUGCGGCCUAAACCAACGAACCGGUGAAAUUUUCCGCCAGAUGGGAGUGGAGCAAGCGAUUAUUGCACAAGGGGCGCCUCCUGACACAUGCUCCAAGACCGCAUCAAGUCCUAGUCGAUAUGUCAUGUUGCCACAGAUACGCCUCGAACCUAUCCUUUCGCGAAGGGCCAAGCAGCUGAACCCAAGUGGUGUGCACUAUGGCGCCGAAGUUACUGACACCGUCGGAAAAGAAGACUACGUGGAGCUACAGAUUAAAUAUAGGGGAAGUUCUAGACCGAGCGAGAUCAUACAGCCUUCCUAUCUUGGAAUCGAAUUGCAUGGGGAGAAAGACUCAGUCGAUAUGGUGACUGCACACAUUCGAGCGUCGAUAGCCUCUCAAUACCCUGAACCAGAAACCUUUAUAACUUGGUUCAUCAACCCAGAUAUGGGUGGAAGUAUACCAGAAACAGAAGAGUGGAUGUUUGCCUGUAGCAUCCGCCCUGACGACCCACAGAAAUUCGACAAUAAUACAAUGGUCACACGAGUGAAGAAGAGCAUCAACAUCCCGGACUUGCCAGUGGAAAUCUUGAGUGUGAGCCAUUGGUUCGUGAAUGCGAUUUCAGCUGAACGCCGCUAUCGCAGCAUAAAUGGCCGCACUUUCCUUGUCGGUGAUGCCGCGCACCGCAUACCGCCCUUGAGUGCUCUUGGAGUCAACACCAGUAUUCAAGAUGCCAACAAUAUGAUUUGGAAGCUAGCUCUAGCGUUGCGCAUCGGCAAAGAUACUUCCGCCAAAGAUAAUCGGACGGCGAUGCAAGCACUGUUUGACAAAAAUCAUGCUGGUCAUGCUCAGAUGUAUGCGGGUGUGCAGCGUGCACAAACCAUCCUCGAUACCGAAUUCAAGGCGCCUGGAGCAGAGAUAGGAUGGUUUUACCCGACUGCGGAUAUCAAUAAUGAGGGCCAGGAUAACUACCACGAUGGCCAGCUGAAUGAAGAUGGGAAGCUGAACACAGCCAAAUACUUCCCUUCUACAAUACCCGGGCACCACUUUCCCCACAUGUGGUUGAGGAAAGCAGGUCACGUUGUGUCGUCCCGUGAUCUUCUGUGUUUGGACAAGUUUGUGCUCUUUACGGCAGAUCUUGCUUGUUGGAGCCGAGUUGAACAUGAACUAAUUAAGGUAAUCCCCAUUGGUAGUAAAGACCUGGAAGGCAUUGAUGGGAAAUGGAGUCAAUUUUCGGGGGUAGAUCGUAGUGGAGCGGUUUUAGUAAGGCGGGACGGUAUUGUCGCCUGGAGAAGCAAAUUAGCUGGAGAGGACAACGUAAAUAAACUAUAUGCAGCUCUUACAAAGAUACUGAGGAUAUAG